Molecule: messenger RNA, 1948 nt
Organism: Rana temporaria (common frog)
Lineage: Eukaryota; Metazoa; Chordata; Amphibia; Anura; Ranidae
Product: glycoprotein-N-acetylgalactosamine 3-beta-galactosyltransferase 1-like
Exons: 5
Coding region: 253-1341 (362 amino acids)
Cellular component (GO): membrane
Molecular function (GO): N-acetylgalactosaminide beta-1,3-galactosyltransferase activity
Source: RefSeq, a predicted model, not a curated record
AAUGACUUCAUAAUAAAGCUGAGGAUCCCUUAGGAAGCAGAUUAACUCCUAAUCAAAUUCUCUGCUGGGAAGGACUAGUUUUAGUAUCUUGUGUCCUGUGACGUGUACAGCUGUUUGCAGUGCUGAGUUUCUGAUCUGGAACACGGAGACCUUAUCCAGCUAUCAAGAGUCACAUCCCGGUGACAGGCUUCAGUCCUUACUGGAAAGAAAAUUAAUCCCAACUGUAUUGAGGCAUCACUGCGUGACUAAGCCAUGGCAUUCUUUGUGGGCAAGAAAUCUGGGAUGGCAUUAAUUCUUGGCAUCUUGCUGGGCUUCUUCACAACAUUUCUCCUCUUUCACACCGUCUUUCACAGUUCCUGGAACAAGCCCCCUCCAGCCAUUCAGUAUUGGAAAAAUAUGGAGAGGCUACAGUCACUUGAUGAGUUUCCUCAUACUCACCUUUUAGAUAACAGUGAAGUAAGUGAUAUACUUUCACAAAAAGUCAGAAUACUAUGCUGGAUUAUGACUGGACCAAAUAAUCUGGACACCAAAGCCAUACAUGUGAAGUACACUUGGGCACGCCACUGUAAUGUUGCCCUAUUUAUGAGUUCUAUCCAAAACAAUAGCUUCCCAACAGUAGGAUUGGAAACCAGGGAAGGCAGAGAUCAACUGUACUGGAAGACCAUCAAAGCAUUCCAAUAUGUUCACAAGAACUACUUGGAGGAAGCUGACUGGUUCUUCAAAGCAGAUGAUGAUACCUUUGUUGUAAUGGAGAACUUGCGCUGGAUGCUUUCAAAUUAUACAGCUGAUCAGCCUGUCUACUUUGGGAAGCGAUUUAAACCAUUUGCCAAGCAGGGCUACAUGAGUGGUGGAGCUGGAUAUGUACUUAGUAAGGAGGCCCUAAAUCGCUUUGUGGAAGGUUUCCGUAAUGGAACAUGCAAGCACACCACGUCUGUGGAGGACUUAGCACUGGGCCAGUGUAUGGAGAAAAUGGGUGUUAUAGCUGGAGAUUCCAGGGACACUGAAAAAAGAGAAACAUUCCACCCAUUUACACCUGACUCCCAUCUUACAGACCAUUACGAUAAGAGCUUUUGGUAUUGGAGUUACUGCUUAUAUCCUAUUGUGGAGGGUCCUCAGUGCUGCUCAGAUCUGGCUAUAUCCUUUCACUAUGUUAAUCCUGAACUCAUGCAUACUCUGGAGUACUAUGUCUACCACCUGAGGGCAUAUGGAUACCAGUAUCGCUACCAGCCCAAACUGUCAAAGGCGGCAGACAAGUUACCAAUGCACGAGGAGGUGGCCAAUAUAGACAGAUUUCCAGUACAAAACACUAAACACUCAAAUGACACAGCCACUUCCUCAUGAAUUGGGUGUGUUAUAACAAGUGGAUUAUGUAGCACAUUUUAAAUGAAGAAAUACGUGCAAUGAAUAAUACAUUUUAUUACCACAUGUGAAUAAAUCAGUUACUGAGAAUCCCAAAGACAGAAGAUGCGGAACAAUUAAGAAGGCUGUGAAUCAAACUGUGAGAAGAUCACGAUCUCAAAAAACAUUAAUUUAUGUUCUAUCUGCAUUAAAACCCUGAAAUAAUGUGAUGAAGUCAUGUUAACAAGUGUUUUUUGCAGCAACACAACUGAAGCAGAUCAAUCUCUUGAAUUUAGCUGCAACAAGCAGAACUGUUGAAAGUUUGUGAGAUCAUAAUGUACAACUAUUUUUAUAGUGGUUAUUAUUUAUUGAAUAGAUUGAGACUUCAGUUUAUUGGAAAGGGGUUGUACUGAAGCUGUCAUCAGUAAGAAAUAUAUUUAUCUUUAUGAUUACUGAUUGGGGUAUCGGGAGAAUAAUUUGUAAAGUGCCUUUUUUUUUAUAUAUUGCAAAUUGUAGUUUAUUGAAAAGGGGCUGUCAGUUCUUGUGCCCCAUAACAGUCAAACCUCAAAGCAUAAGUGAAAGUUUAAUUAAAUUGGCUAAGUUGGAACUA